Molecule: messenger RNA, 2419 nt
Organism: Onychostoma macrolepis
Lineage: Eukaryota; Metazoa; Chordata; Actinopteri; Cypriniformes; Cyprinidae
Exons: 11
Coding region: 182-1804 (540 amino acids)
Biological process (GO): exocytosis; exocyst localization
Cellular component (GO): exocyst
Molecular function (GO): SNARE binding
Source: RefSeq, a predicted model, not a curated record
UUGUGGCAACUACUUCUGAUACUUGAACCACAAUAUAUCCUGUGCAUAUAUGACCCACAGUAUAUCCUGUGCAUGUAUGAGAACAACAGCAUCACGGUUGACUUUUCACAUGUACUAUAGUGCACUUGUACAACAGCUGACUUUUUCAUAGAUCUAAAUCAAACAGAUUGCAGAAUAUAAAAUGUCAAAUAUAUUAAAAAAGUUAAAGUUGGGGAGGAAGAAAAAAACAGACAAGAAUAAAGAUGAGCAGUACCGUCUGGUGAAAGACAUACCGACACAGCGCACAGAGACCACGGAUGGAGAACAGGAAAGCACAGUCGACUCUGCGAUGCCAUCUAGUUCAGGUGUUGAAGUGAGUGGCGAGACAGGGCUUCAUAUUCUCAGAACAAUUCUGAGUGAACAAGUAAACCCAGCUGCAAUGCCGAAUAUCAGCGUCUCUCAAGAAUGGCGUGAUAAGUACCUUCAGGAAAUAGAUCAGUUUGUGGAAAACCACUUUCCCACGCUGCCAGCAGAGGGACCACGAGGAUCUCAGUUAAAGCAGAUACAGGACUUUCUAAAGAGUGCACAGAGCAUGAUAUAUGAUGAGGUGCUUCGAUUAACACCUGCACUGAAAGAUGCUGGUCUGCUAGAUCAUCUGAAGGACAGUUACAGCCGUCACAUCUUUACCAACCUGGACCUGCUCCUAAACAGAGAUCUGUCUGUAAAAGAGAUCUUCUACCUUCUACUGUGGGCAAAAGAUUUGUUCUUCAGUUCAGAAUCAAAACUGACAGUGUACGAUCCUCUGCUGUUGACAGGAGGGUUUGAGAGAGCAAAGCACAAACUAUUACAAAAACUUCAGAAUGACCUCUCCACGAAUCUACAGGAAAUCCUGCGCUAUGAUGAGCAACAUGGACAUAAUGAGGACUCAAUGAAUGACGAAACCUUCAUCAGUGUACACAUAGAUGUCAUUAAGUGCCUGAAUAGUGCUAUUUUAGAAGCUGAAAUGUUUGGUCUGACUUUGAGGCACGCCGUACAAAUACUCUGCAAUGAAGAGCUGCAUGGUUUUGUUCAGAAGUAUGUGGACACUGAGAAUGAACGUCUAACAAAAGUAAAGUUUACAGAGAAAAACUCUGUGCAUCUGUUUCGGAUAUUCAACACCUGUAUGCAACUCAGAUGCUAUGCUGCACAAAUCACUCCAGAUAUUAACAACAGUGAUGUCUACUCAAGCACUGUAUGCAUGCUACAGAAACUGGAAGAUAAUGCUUCAUCCAUUGUACAAAAGGUCAUGAACUGCUUAGCACAGGCCAAUUUAGAAAUGUAUUUCAAGAAAAGGAAUAGGCAUACUGAUACCUUGAUGGAGGUAAUCCAGGGGCAGUGUGCAUCUCUGCCCGAGACCGCCUCAGAGAUCAAAACGGUCAUUGUGAAAAUAGCUUACGACAGUGUUUCCAAAGUGUACCUGGAAUGCCUGAUGAAGACAAAGUUCAGAAACCUGGAGGACUGUUGGGGAAAUGCAGAGGAAAAGAUAACAGAGGAUGUUCAAUAUUUUCAUGAAACAUUCUCUGAUCUGAAUGGCAUUGCUGCCCAGGAGAACCAGCUCCUUCAGAGAAUGACUGAAGUUGUACAUUGCAGUGAUGUAGAAGCACUGAAGAUUACCUGUUGUUAUUUGUUCAGAGAUUUCCCUCAGGAGAGUAAGCGGUAUGUACCUGGUCUGCUGCGCUGGAAGGGGGUGUUAUUAAAGCAACAGGUGAGGGAAGUGUUGGAUAUGAUCCGGGAACUUGGCCUGUUUCCAAAUGAUACACAUGUCUCCUGUCUCCGUGUCUCCUGAUCCACAUUUACCAGAACUAUUACUGGUGCUGAAGACAAAGGAUAGCUUAUAUUGUCAGACAGAUAUAUUUGCUCUAUGAUCAUUUUGCUUACAAAAUUAGUGGUAGUUCAGCUGGUAAAAAAAAAUAAAAAAAUAUGGAGAUGAAGAAUGUUCUCCAAACAUCAUGCUAUUUCUGCCUUGUAGCAUUCAGAUCUGAUGUUUAUUCUUUAACAAGGUCCUAAAUCUCUUCUUUCACACCCGUCUACACUGAAUGCAGGCAUCAAAGCUGCAGAGCUACUCCAGUGACUAUUUUCCCAUUCUGUCUGAAAUAAUAAAAUAGUUUUAAAAUGUGUCCAAACAUACAUGUAGCCUACUUAUGUUCACAUUGGUACUUUUCUUCCUGAUAUUAAGAUGUAUUUUUUGUGAGCCGGUCAAAGUCAAAAGACAGGUGGAAGUGGAAACGGUUAAUGCUGUAAGCGUUAAAUUUGAAAUAGUCAGAAAUUUAAAUAUUUUGAAGUUGAACUGUUUAUUGAAACUUUGUAUACUUACAUAAAAUGCAUAUACAUCAGUUGUCACUAUCUCCCACUAAUAUUCUUAAUAAGAUGGUAUUUAAAUGUUUAGUUUAUGAUCAAAGCU